AUGCCGUCACCGUCUGCCGCUAUGGAACCCGUCAGUGAGAUACUCGACGAAAUACUAGGAUCGAGCAAUAUAGAGAAGCGAAGGCAAGAAGAUGCUGCUAUGACCAUCCAGCGAGCGUGGAGAAAGAAAGUUGCGGCUCGUUCCAGAUCAAAGUUGUUUGACCCAGACACGCGGUGGAAGGACGCUGCUAUCCAUGCUCAAAUGCAGGUGGACAGGCAGGGUGCUGAUAGAGGCAGAAACGAUCCAAAGACGCGCUGGAAACGCGCUGCAUUCCUAGCAGCUCGUCUGCAAGAUGACAACUCUAUGUACGAGAAAGAUACCCCAGAACAUGGUAUACCAGCAGAGGAGAAGAUAUUGGAAACUCAGCACUGGCUCGAGUUAGUCGACGCGUAUGUGGACAAGUUGUUGCUCAAUGCCAUUCGACUGGAUAUUUAUGAGAUUUAA
Molecule: messenger RNA, 444 nt
Organism: Coniophora puteana RWD-64-598 SS2
Lineage: Eukaryota; Fungi; Basidiomycota; Agaricomycetes; Boletales; Coniophoraceae
Exons: 2
Coding region: 1-444 (147 amino acids)
Source: RefSeq, a predicted model, not a curated record